UAUUCGGUUGCUGUGUUGUUCACGUGAGUUGUUGUAUAGAUAUCAAUAUGGUAUUUUGACCAUAACGUCAGUUCCAUACAGGUGUUAGCUGGUUAAACGCCUAAUAAUUAAUAAAAUAAAUUUGAUCUAUUACUGUUACUAUGGACGAAUCUAACCGAGCUUCUUCUUAUCUGGACGAGCCACCAAACAGUCGGCUGUUUCUCGUGACCAGUAAAUCCAUCACAGAGGAGAUUAUAAGGGAACAUUUCACAGCUUUUGGGGAGAUUCAGGACAUAUGGGUGGUGAAAGACAAGCAGACGAAAGAGUCGAAAGGAGUGUCGUUUGUCAAAUUCGCCAAAUCCUCGCAAGCCUGUACUGCGAUGGAGGAGAUGCAUGGCAGAUGCCUGACUGAAGGAACCAAGCCUAUAAAGGUCUUCAUUGCUCAGUCCAGAUCUUCUGGCAGUCACAGAGAUGUGGAGGACGAGGAGCUCACCAGAAUAUUUGUCAUGAUCCCCAAAUCCUUCACUGAGGAAGAUUUAAAAGAGAUAUUUAAGGCAUAUGGAGAUAUAGAGUAUGCUAUUAUUAUAAGGAAUAAGACCACAGGUGAAAGUAAAGGUCUGGGUUACGUCAGAUUCCACAAACCUUCGCAAGCCGCCAAAGCCAUAGAAAACUGUGACAAAACUUUUAGAGCUAUUUUAGCUGAGCCCAGAACCAAAAAUGCAUCAGCAGACAAUGACUAUUUCAGCAACCCCAGAUCGGAGCACUCUGGUAAUGAUCCAGGCUCUAACUCGUACACUUUUGCACACGAGUCCAGCAGCUACGCCACGGGGGACACAUGGAGCUCUGACACUAUCACCCGGUGCCUGCUGGUGUCGUCACGGGUUGCGGUCACACAGGAGCAGAUCUGCGGUCUGUUUGACCUUAUCCCGGGGAUGGACUUCUGUGAGAUGCAGAGAGAUCAAUACGGCUUCAGCAAAGGUCAGGUGGUGGUGCGGUAUAAUAACCUGGGCUCUGCGGUUUAUGCUAAAGAGAAGCUGAAUGGGUUUGAGUAUCCACCUGGUAACCGUCUCUCGGUAUCUUACAUAGACGAUGGGGAGGACAGGACGAGUCCUGUGGGAAAGAUGGCGAUGCAGCUUGUGGCCGCUCAGAUGAUGUCUAUGGUGUGGAACGGCCCUUCUGGUGCACAGCUAAUGAAGACUAGCGCGGGCUAUACAGCACCUCCUGUACCUCAGAAAGCACGUGUGCAGACAGAUGUAGCUCUGCCUCCUCUAAAGAAACUGGUGGCGUCUGACAGCGUGGUGAAGGAGAGGCUGUUUGUCAUCUUCAACCCCUCACCUCUGCCUGUGGAUGUGCUAGAGGACGUUUUCUGUCGUUUCGGUUCCCUGAUGGAGGUUUACUUGGUUCCCGGCCGGAAUGUGGGAUAUAUAAAGUAUGCAGACCGGAAACCUGCUCAUGACGCCAUAGCACUGCUGCACGGUAAAGUGAUUAACGGCAUCAAGAUGAAGGUCAUGCUGGCAGACCCGCCCAAAGAGGAAUCACACAAACGCCAGAGAACUUACUGACCUUUGACCUUACGACAGGCACAGAGGUUUAGAUGACAUGACGCAUGACCCCGACAUGACGGCUAUUUAUGAUGACACGACCUCAUAGCGACGGACACUGACUGCCAGACUGCUGUUUCAGUUCUUUAAUAACAGAGAAAGUGUUUUUACUUUCUUUUCUUGUUUUCUGUUAGACAACUGCCCGCAAUUGAGACACUUGAACACUUAAUAUUUUCAUCUUAUAUAAUUCUGUUGACACAUUGUACAGACUUCUUUUGUGUUCCGCAUAGUCAUACAGGUUUGGAACAACAAAAGGUUGAGUAAAUGAUGACAGAAUUGUUACAUGUGAACUAUCCCAGUUAACAAAGGUGACAGACAAAGCUUCAGAAGAGUUUGAGCUCAUGCAUGGCCUCUGUAUGUAUCUGAUGUGUAUGGAAUUAGCAAAUAAAAAGAGUUUGACAAAUGAAGCCUGUUUAUUUCUUAUUGAUAGUAAAUUACUGGUGCUCUGUCAGCGUUUUAAGUGAGAGGGGAUAGUUUAAACAUGGAGUGUAUUUAUGUGUAAUAUCUUAUACAGGUAGGGUUGGGUACCGAACUCGGUACUUUUAAGGGUACGGACCGAAUUGCGUCGGUACUACCGAGUAUCGAUUCUCAUUAAAUCAUUCGGUACCAAAUUUCGGUACCUGAUAACGCAUUUGGGCGCAUACGAGAGAGAGAGAGAGACCCUGUGACUUGUCACACCUGCAACUCUUUAAAACACAACACACAGGGCAAACCGAAAUGUUCUGAAGUGUGCUUACAUUUCUAGGGUCAUAUGACGCGGAGUCCAUUCAUAUAAACGGAAUUUACUCUAUAGCGCGGAAUGCCACGGAAUUCAUAAUUUUUGGAUGAAUAAAAGAAUGUCUGUCACUUAAUUCGAAUCGCGAUAUGAACUAGUGUAUGUGAAUAUUAAAACGCAAAAAAACGGUUUAAAUAUGAAUCCUGCAUGUUGCGUUAGCCUCGGUAUGUAUGAACGGCGGAGACGCGGUUUUGUUUACUACACAAAUACUGAAGCACACGUGAACUCGCGGUGAUUUUCGGACUCUGCAUCUCACAACAUGAACUUAUAGGCUGUGAGUCACUUCAUGAGAAUUUUACCGUUUCAUUUGAGAAAACCAGCAUCAUAUCAUACUGUAUACACAGAAACUUCACGGCAACCUGUCAAAAUAAAAGUGCGGUGUAACAGAAAUAUAUUACUCUUGUAUUACUUUUGUACAGUAUAAUGUACGUCUUUAUACAUUCCAUUUACUGACAAAUUUAAAUAAAACAAUUAAAUGAUAAAAAUAAUUGGUAACACUUUAGAAUAGGGAACACUUAUUCACUAUUAACUAUGACUUUUCCCUCAAUAAAUUCCUAAUUGGCUGCUUAUUAAUAGUCAGUAAGGUAGUUGUUAAGUUUAGUUAUUGGGUAGGAUUAGGGAUGUAGAAUAAGGUCAUGUAGAAUAAGACAUUAAUAUGUGCUUAAUUAGUACUAAUAAAUGGCUAAUAUUGUAGUAAUAUGCAUGCUAAUAAGCAACUAGCUAAGAGUCCCUAAAAUAAAGUGUUACCAAAUAAUUAUUACAACCACAUUAACCACUUAAUUGUAGAAAAAAUACAAUUAUUAUUAACUUUUUUAAAGGAAUAUUCACACAAUUUUUCUACCAUGUAUUAAUAUUAACAGUAAACCUCUGUUUGUUUGCCAAAAAAUAAAAGGGUUUAAUUUUCAUUUGAUUAAAAAUAAAUGUUUCAUGCCUUCAUUUGAUUAUCAGAAAAAAUAAAACAAGAAUUUCUGGAAGAAAUUGUAGGGCCUUAUUGUUCAAAAUGUUGAAAUUGAGAGUUUUGGACUUAUUUUUUCACUGAAAUAAAUGUUUUUGUUAUUACACAGAGAGUAAAGUACCGAAAAAAGGUACCGUUGGGUACCGGUACCGAAUUUCAGGUACCGAUACCGGCACCGUACCGGUUCAAAUGUGAACGGUACCCAACCCUAUAUA
Molecule: messenger RNA, 3525 nt
Organism: Onychostoma macrolepis
Lineage: Eukaryota; Metazoa; Chordata; Actinopteri; Cypriniformes; Cyprinidae
Gene: rbm45
Product: RNA binding motif protein 45
Exons: 10
Coding region: 141-1541 (466 amino acids)
Molecular function (GO): RNA binding
Source: RefSeq, a predicted model, not a curated record